CUCUAAGGACUUUCAAAAUGGAAGAAAAUCAAGUAUCUGAGAUCAAAAUCAAAAUUAAUGAAAGUGAUUAUCCAGUAGAGACUAAUUCAGAGGGCUCAAAUCAAGUAAUAGCCUCUCAUUCAUCAACCAAGGCAGGUGUAAAAUCUCAUUACUCUUCAAAUAGUAAAAUUAAUGCGAAAUUUACUGUUUCUCCUGAAUGACAUGUCUCAAUCCCAUCUGAGAUUAGAGAAACCUUUCCAAAACCUAACAUAGUUUCAAAGAGGGUUCCAAGAAAUAGGAGUAAAACUAAAAAUACUAUUGAUCAUAAAUACGAAGUCAAGGUUACUCCCUUAUUGAAAUCACCCAAAAGUCAGAAUAUGAGGAAAAGUAAGAGAUCAAAAGUUAAUGCCAGCAAUAGUCAAAGACAGGUCAACAAACUUUUGCUAAUUGCUGAUAAGGGCUCUAAUACCAAGAGUAAUGGGAGUAAUAAGAAUAUCUUACGGAGUGAAGGGAAUGUCCAAAGCCAAUUCAAAAAUAAAAAGAAGAUACUCCCUCGAAGAUUCCUUAGCAUGAAAAAUUAUAUUCGAUCAAUCACCAUUGAUAUAAAUAAGCGUAAUGAGAGCAAGUAUCAAGAAGCCAGUGAAUUUGAAAAUCAAGUCAGUGAUGGUGAAAGCGUGGAGAAGACUGAAGCUGAACCAAAAUUGUUGGAACCUCCAAUUGCAGGAACUACUUUAAAUUACAACAUUGGGGGUAAAGAAGCUCAACUAACACUACGAAAAUAAUUCAUUCAGACCUAAUAAUAGAUUGCAAAAGGAAAUACAAAAAUUGGUUAAACCCUCUUCUCAGAUGACCAAAAAGCUGUCUAUGGCUUCUCCACUACAAAACCAGAGGGACUCUCUUUCAGCCUCUAAAUCCUCUAAUAGAGAUAAUAAUCCUAGUAAAAGUUUAAUGAUCGUGAAUAAAAAGCCAGCAUUAUCGAAAAUAAUGAUGAAUACAUUCCAAGACAUAGAAAAUUUUAAGAGAGAGAGCAAUUAUAACACUUAUAACCAGAACUUAAGAUUUAGUCAUAAAGAGGAAGGGUGGGCACUUAUUGCCAACCUUCUCUCUUGUAGAGGCAGCCAAACCCAGAUGAUGAGCAUGCUCUCCUCAAAUAAUGAUAAAUAAAUACAGGAAGAAAUAUAAAAUCAAAGAAGAAGAACUCAAGAGCAAAGUCAGAGGAGGGAAUGCUCCUAAAGUAUUGCAGAAUUCAGCCAAGAAGUUACGGGGCCUUAAAGACCAAUUCAAAAUCUGUCAGGACCACUUUAAGGAUUAUGUGAGCGAGAUGCAGGACCUCAAGUUGAUUAUUAAGGAAUCCAAGCACAGAUAUAAGAAACAUGUCAUUAACGCUUUCUUUGAUGACACUGGAAAGAGAAGAUUCAGAUCAAAUCCAAGAGAUUUUUCCAUUCUUGCGAAGGAAGAUCAGAACAGUACUGUGAGAGGUGAAAUUACUAACUGAGGUUCUCCAGAGAAAAAGAUUAAGAGACAACUUUCACAAGUUGUUAAUUCAGGAAACACUAAGAAUAUUAAAAAGUCUUUUUAGAGGACAGAUUAAUAGUCCUCUCUCGAAUGUGAAAAACUAUAUCAUUAAACGAAAUAACACAAUGUUAUCCAGCACAAUGAUGACUCAAAAAGAGAUAAAGGAAGAAUCAGAUGUGACGAAGUCAAUGAGUCCAAUCAACAGUUGAAGCAAUGAUUCUUCAAAUUCAAACAACGACUCUCAGUCGAAGCUGCCACAAUUAUCAAACGAUAGAGCAAGAUUAAAGAAAAAUUUCAAAUUUGAGAAAUCAGAUCCUCGCUCUUAUAAUCCUAUCGGAAGCUUAGACAAGACUUUGUCUCCUAAACUUCAUAAUAGAGCAAAUAGGCGUAUUCAAAAGAGAAUGAAGGUCAACUCAAGUGUUAAUUACUCUUGGAUGACUCUAAAGAAAUCAGUCCAGUAUACACCCAAGCUUCAGAAACCCAUUAUCUCAAAAGGAUUAUUGCCUCGGGUUCAAGUACUAAACUGAAAAACUGCCUUUCAGCAUAACAUUGAGGGACAGUUUGCUUUCAUACAAAAUUUCCUCAAACAAAAGUUGUGUCUAGCCACAGUCUUGGAUGGGCAAUUAGCCCAAGAUUUUGAGGAUACAGUUACUCAAGCAAUCGGCCUAAUUGAAAAUUUUGAUUGAAAUUAAUGCUACUGAUGAAAUCAAACACCAAGAAAGGUGUCGAUCUCUUGAUAGCAUUGAUAAAAACUGGGCUAAGUCUCCAGAACUGAUCCUUGAAACACUCAGUAAACUCAGAAAUUUAGUGAUGCCUUAUCCAAGAGAGCUGAGGCCUGUCAUUGAUUGCUGAAAUACCCUAGUGUCUAAGCUAAGACCAGUAGGGAGUUCAAUCCUUCAAACCCUUUCGCAGGAAGACCCAAUCAAGAAAGAAACUCUAAAUAAUAUUAUUUUGAAAAGAAAGAAGAAUAUGUUGAAUCAUAAAAGAAAGGAUGAGCUAUGAACAACCAUGAAAACUAAGAAAGGCCUCAAGCUCAUUUCUAAGAGAAAAUUUAAGAAAGUUUAUAGAAUGAGCGGUCAACCUUUUGAAUUAUCGCCUUCGAGCCAUUCGAUAUCACGGAGAUUCCGAUCUCCCCAACCUUGGAACUUCAGCCCUAUUCAUCGAUAAACGAAUCUGAAAUUGUGUGAUAUCCAUUUGCUGAUAAAUUUUCUAAAAUUUAUAAAUUUUAAUAUUUUCA
Molecule: messenger RNA, 2731 nt
Organism: Moneuplotes crassus
Lineage: Eukaryota; Ciliophora; Spirotrichea; Euplotida; Euplotidae
Source: the annotation of a GenBank genome assembly